AAACAUAAAUUAACAGUACCGGUUUCCGCGCGGGAGGUAUCUUAAUUCGCCCAACUGUCUUUUCCUAUCUAUUGAUUUUCAUCCCCCGCCCGGCCUUGUUCCCAUCUCAAGAAGACCAUACGAGGGAGCUCGAUCUGUUCAACAAUGGCGUCCCCCACCGAUUCUAACCCUAAACGGACCCCAAUGUACCCCCAAGUCAUCGACCCAAUUCAGGAAACUGCGCUGCCGCCCCACCAUUCCUCGUCUUCGUCCCUCUACCCCACCAUCGACAUGAAAGACCUGGAGAACCUCUUCCCCGAACCCAAUGCAGGAAUUGGUCCUGGUGCCCAACCUUGUUCCCCAUCAGCGCCUCCUCAGUCUGUCGAGGAGGCCCUGAUUACAAUCCAAGGCGCUAUCCUCCACCUCAUCGACAAACACUACUCCGUUGAGCUCGCCACCGGAGAUCUCCGAAUACUCCGUCUUCUCCAGGGGGAUAAUACCGUCGCUGCGCUUGCCGCGGUCGGUGACGAUGUUCAGUGGCCGUUAACCAAAGACAUUACUGCUGUGAAACUGGACUCUUCCCAUUACUUCUUCUCCUUUCAGCCGCCUCGUGAAACCGAGGACUUGGAAACCAGUGGUGAUGAUGGAGUGAAGAAGAAGAAGAAGGGAAAGGGAAAGGGAGAUAAUAAAAAUGAGCAAGAAGGUGAUGAGGUUUUGAGUUAUGGUUUGACGAUAGUGUCUAAGGGGCAGGAAGGGUUGCUGAAGGGGUUGGAUCAGAUUCUGGAAGCUUACAGUAACUUUUCGGUGCAUAAGGUGGAGGAGAAGGAGGUGGUGGCGGUGGCAGGAGCAGCAGCGAGAGAGAUGACAGCCGGGGAGUUGAAGGAGGAGAAGAAGAAGGAGGAGGUGGAGGGGCAGUGUGCAGCGUACUGGACUACGCUGGCACCAAAUGUGGAGGACUACAGUGGGAUAGCUGCAAAGCUGAUCGCAGCGGGUUCGGGCCAACUGGUUAAGGGAAUAUUGUGGUGUGGAGAUGUGACCAUGGAUCGAUUGAAGUGGGGAGAUGAGGUUCUGAAGAAGAGGAUGGCUCCAGGGGAGCAAACUGAAAUUGACCCUAAUACAUUGAAGAGGAUCAAAAGGGUUAAACAGGUGACUAAGAUGACUGAGAAAGUAGCAACUGGGGUGCUUUCAGGAGUUGUAAAGGUCUCAGGAUUCUUUGCUGGUUCUGUUGCAAACUCUACAGUUGGAAAGAAAUUCUUUAGUCUCUUGCCAGGGGAAAUGGUUCUUGCUUCUCUCGAUGGAUUUAGCAAAAUCUGCGAUGCUGUUGAAGUAGCAGGAAAGAAUGUGAUGUCAACCUCUUCCACUGUGACAACUGGACUCGUCUCCCACAGAUAUGGCGAGGAGGCUGCUAAGGCAGCAAGUGAGGGAAUGGAUGCUGCAGGGCAUGCCAUAGGAACUGCAUGGGCAGUAUUUAAGAUCAGGAAGGCAUUCAAUCCAAAAAGUGUAUUAAGUCCCGCUGCCCUGGCCAAAUCAGCUGCAGCUGAAAUAAGAGCAAAAGGGUCCAAGUAAUUUAUGAUGAAUUCUCCAAUUAGGUUUAGAUUGCAAUCAGAUUCAGUGGGUUUGAGAAAGAGAGGAAUCAAUACGUCACUUAGAGAAAUGGCUAUUAAAAUACUUGUUUAUUUUUAUAUAUUACUGUCAUUAUUUCUAAUCUCUUCAUCAUCAGCCUCUCUUCAGUGACACCAAUUGGUUGUAUCCACUGGUCGUGUAUUGGAGGAACUGCAGCCAGAAACUGUCCUGGCUCACCUAAUCGUGUCAAUUACCUUAUUUCAUGAAGGACUAACAGGUGUACUGUUUUUUUUUCUUUGGAUAAGUGUUGCGUACUGUUUGAUAUAUGCUACUGUUUAAAUUCUCUAGUGUAAAUAUCCUGCUUCUAACCCCACCUUAGAGCAGAGAUCACUGUACUUAUCAUGAAGGAUGACGAAAGUAUAAUUAGUGGAGUUUAUCAACCGCUGAUAUUGCUUA
Molecule: messenger RNA, 1998 nt
Organism: Sesamum indicum (sesame)
Lineage: Eukaryota; Viridiplantae; Streptophyta; Magnoliopsida; Lamiales; Pedaliaceae
Product: Senescence/dehydration-associated protein-like protein
Cellular component (GO): plasma membrane
Source: RefSeq, a predicted model, not a curated record